This is a messenger RNA of Alternaria postmessia, 1374 nucleotides long. RefSeq lists its product as uncharacterized. The transcript has 2 exons. The record is from RefSeq and is a predicted model, not a curated record. Bases 1 to 1374 code for a protein of 457 amino acids. NCBI's taxonomy places the organism in Eukaryota, Fungi, Ascomycota, Dothideomycetes, Pleosporales, Pleosporaceae. Gene Ontology annotation, cellular component: nuclear envelope. Gene Ontology annotation, biological process: CDP-choline pathway. Gene Ontology annotation, molecular function: phosphatidylcholine binding; choline-phosphate cytidylyltransferase activity.
AUGCCGCCAAAACGAAAGCGCUCAACCACAGUAACGUCGGUCAAGAAAGACGCCAUGGACGCUGUGCAGCCCUCAUCGCGCGACGCCUCGGACGAGGGUGCCGAGGACCCUGUCCUCCAAGCCGUCGCGUCCAAGAAGGAGCGCCAGGCCGAUGCCAAUGCCAAUGGCACGACGACGACGACGACGAAACGGGUACGCGUCAAGAGCGCCCACGGCGACCAAGACAGCGACGAGGAUGAGCGCGCAAGCAAGAAGAGCCGCCGCACAUCCUCGCUUGCAGGCGACGAUGACCACGGCGAAGGAGGCGAGGCUGGAAGCAUGCGCAUGGAGCCUCCGCCGAAAGCUGGCCUCGUCGAUCCUGUAGGGUACAAGACGAAUCCGCCGCCAGAGGGCCGACCGGUCAGGAUAUACGCAGACGGUGUGUUUGAUCUCUUCCACAUUGGACACAUGCGCGCCCUGCAGCAAGCCAAGACGGCCUUUCCAGACGUCCACCUCGUCGUCGGCGUUACCGGCAACAAGGAGACGCACAAGCGCAAGGGUCUGACCGUUUUGUCGGCGAGGGAGCGUGCCGAGAGUGUGCGCCAUUGCAAGUGGGUUGACGAGGUGAUUGAGGACUGUCCUUGGAUCGUCACCGCCGAGUUCUUGCUCAAGCACAAUAUCGAUUAUGUUGCGCACGACGACCUUCCCUAUGGCGCAGACGAAGGCGAUGACAUCUACGGUCCCAUCAAGGAGCGCGGCAUGUUCCUCGUCACACAGCGAACAGAGGGUCUCAGCACAACGGGUAUCAUUACAAAGAUCGUACGCGACUACGACCAAUACAUCGACCGCCAACUCAAACGCGGCACCUCGCGCAAAGAACUAAACGUGUCCUGGCUCAAGAAGAAUGAACUAGACGUCAAGCGCACCAUGGCCGAGCUGCGCGACAGCAUCAAAGCCAACUGGACCACCACAGGCCAGGAACUGAGCAAGGACUUUAGACAGUUUUGGCAAUACGGCACCUCGAGGCCGGCCAGUCCUGCGAGGACGCCAACGCGGGAGCAGACGCAGGCCGAGGCUAUGGAAUCUGGCGGCAAUGUUGCGAGGAGCCCGAGUGCGAUUAGUAGGCUGAGCCACUUGGACAUUCCCAGGGCGAACAUCAACAGUACCAGGGAGUCAUCCGAGUUCGCGGCGGGCUACAAUCUGGGUCUGAUUGGUGGUGUAAGGUCGUGGAUGGCACGCAGUCGCCGUAAUCUGAACGAUAGUAGGCCUCAGAGCCCCACGUUUGAUGAGAGCUCCGAUGAGCAGGAGGGGGCGAGGAGUCCGCAGGACAAGGAAGUCACGCGUGGACGGACGGGCAAACAGAUGAAGAGUGAGGGUAUGGAUACGGCGGCUUAG